GGACUGUAUUCCUCAAAUCAGUACUUUACUUUUUUCUUUCUCCAUAGAUUCUUUGAGAGAUUCUUCGCAGAAUGUAAAUAUUCUCAACAAUAAACUUAUAUUCUUCGCUCAAAAUUCACACUCCAACUCUUCCGAAUUUGUUUCUUUAGCUCUUCCGAAUUCCGAAUUCUCAUAAAACUUGCAGAUUUGCGGCGGAAACAUCGAGAAUUCAACUAUGGAGGAUCCAGAAUUCUGGGAUUCCGAUUCAGAAUCGUUGAUCUUCGAGAAGGAUCGGCAUAUACUCUAUUUGGAGAUGAUGUAUCAGCUGCUGCCUGCGCCCUAUCAAGGGCAAGAGAUCAACCGCCUCACACUCGCCUACUUCAUCAUCUCCGGCCUCGACAUCUUCGGCGCUCUCGAUCGGAUUGACAAAGAUGCAGUAGUUAAUUGGGUUUUAUCGCUUCAAGCUCAUCCAAAGAAUGACAAAACAUUUGAAAAUGGCCAGUUUUAUGGAUUCCAUGGUUCCAGAAGCUCCCAGUUUCAAUCAAAUAAUAAUGGGGCUGCACAACUGAACGGCAGUCACCUAGCAAGCACAUAUUGUGCGCUGGCGAUACUAAAGACCGUUGGCUAUGAUUUAUGUCUUAUAAACUCUGAAUUGUUAUUGAAAUCAAUGAGAACUCUUCAACAGCCUAAUGGAUGUUUUAUGCCCAUUCAUACUGGAGGAGAAACAGAUCUCCGCUUUGUGUUCUGCGCAGCGGCCAUUUGUUCAAUGUUGAAGAACUGGACCGGCAUGGAUUGUGAAAAGGCUAAGGAAUUUAUUAGAAAUUGUCAGUCAUAUGACGGAGGGUUUGGAUUGAUUCCAGGUGCAGAAUCUCAUGGUGGUGCCACUUACUGUGCUGUUGCAUCUCUUAAACUGAUGGGGUUCAUAGAAGAAGACUUGCUAUCUAAAAAAGCAUCAUCUAAUGUCAUCAAUGUGCCGUUACUUCUGGAUUGGAGUUUGCAGAAGCAGGCACUAGAAGAUGGUGGCUUCCGAGGAAGAGCGAACAAGCCAACUGAUACGUGUUAUGCCUUUUGGGUUGGAGGAGUUCUAAGGAUUCUACAAGCUGAUAAAUUCAUAAACGAGGAAGCGUUGCGUGGAUUUUUGUUGACUUGUCAAUCUAAGUAUGGUGGUUUCAGUAAAUUCCCGCGUUUGUUGCCAGAUCUCUACCACUCCUAUUAUGGAUUUUGCGCAUUUAGCAUGUUGAAAGAACCCGGUCUCAACCCUAUAUGCGUUGAACUGGGUGUAACGGUUAUUGCUGCACUCGGACUUUGAGUGCUACACCGGCUGCUGUGGCACAAGAUCAGACCGGGUCAAGAAGAAUAUCGCGACCAGCACCAACAACACCACAACUACGUCUUUCUGCAAGAAAAUUACCCAGGUCUCGUGUUUCUUUUUCCUUUGUUUGGUUUAUACGCUCACGCGUUGUUGUUUUAAGUAACUUAUAAGCUUAGCCAAAAAGGUAUUACGCUCGGCAUCUCAAAUUUGUGAUGCCCAGAAAAAUUGGGGUGUUAAUUUUAUUAUAAA
Molecule: messenger RNA, 1540 nt
Organism: Salvia miltiorrhiza (redroot sage)
Lineage: Eukaryota; Viridiplantae; Streptophyta; Magnoliopsida; Lamiales; Lamiaceae
Product: geranylgeranyl transferase type-1 subunit beta
Exons: 11
Coding region: 215-1288 (357 amino acids)
Biological process (GO): protein geranylgeranylation
Cellular component (GO): CAAX-protein geranylgeranyltransferase complex
Molecular function (GO): CAAX-protein geranylgeranyltransferase activity
Source: RefSeq, a predicted model, not a curated record